Molecule: messenger RNA, 779 nt
Organism: Glycine soja
Lineage: Eukaryota; Viridiplantae; Streptophyta; Magnoliopsida; Fabales; Fabaceae
Exons: 2
Coding region: 172-570 (132 amino acids)
Source: RefSeq, a predicted model, not a curated record
AAAUUAAUAAAACCUAUAAAUACCUUAACCCUACCCUAGACCAGAUAACUCAAAAACCUGAUACCCCUACUUGUGCUAGGCUUUGGACAUUGUUCAACGAAAAUCCAGUACACCCAACAAUUUACAAAGAAUCAGCCCUCGCUUUUGCUUUUCCAAGUCCCAACCCCUAAGAUGAAGGUAAGAUUCCUUGCUUUGUUCCUACUCAUUUCAGGCAUUCAAGCCAUAUCAACCUCAGAAGGUAAAGGCCUAAUCCAGAGCAAUGGACAAGCACAAGAACUUCUUGGGAAGUUAUAUGGAAGCAUAGAAGAGUCAAUAAGGUUGAACGACAAAGUUGAGGAAACUAAAGACGGGUACAAAGAAGAAAUACUUAAUACUACAAGAAAAGCACAAGGUGGAGGAAGUUCAGGAGGCACAGGAAGUAGAGGAAAGACAGGAGCUGGUGGCACUGCUGAUGUUAAUCGCCGGCCACGUCAAAGUUCUGCACCAUCAGAGCCUCUCUUUUGGGUCUCAAUAUUUAAUCCAUUUGUAAGCUUGGCUUUAGUCAUAUUGUUUCCCUUCCACUUGGUUUGAUGUAAUCCAUGGUUACCAUAUGUUUCUCUUGUUUAAUCAUUAAUGCCUCUAAAUAGUGGCAACUUAUUUUUCAAUAUAUAUUUUGAGUGCCUCCGUUACGUUACUAUGAACGUCUUUGCUUGUAGAUCAGUUUGUGUGUCCUCCUUUUGAAUACUCAUAUGUUGUCAUCCAUCAUAUCAAUGAAUGAAUGUUUGAACCGUUGCCUGUUA